CGGAAGUCAGGUAGAUGUGCCGUCUCCCAGCUGCCUGCCAGGACUCCAGGACGCAGCAUGCAGGGCGAGGAGAGCCUCCAGAUCCUGGUGGGAACAGAAGAGGACAGCUUCCCGCUGGCGGAGAUCCAUGCUUGCGAGGUGGGUGUCGAGCCCGAGGCCUCUGAGCAGUGGGACUAUGUCCUCGUGGCCGACCGGCGCACGGAGAGAAUCCCCAAGAAGAUGCUCCGGCAGCAGCAGUUCCUGGGGGAGCUCAGGAGAAAGGGCUUCCAUUUCAAGGUGAAAAAAGACCAGAAACGGGUGUUCUUUGGGAUCCGCGCCGACGACAGCAUCUUUGACCUGUACCGCACCCUCCUCCUGGAGCCCGAGGGCCCUGGGUCCACAGUGAAGACGCCGACCCCCGUCCCAGCCACCACCAGAAUCCGAAUCCUGAACUUCAUCCUGAAAAAGACAACGGCAGCUGGCGAGACAUUCGAGAAUUUGGUGAAGGAUGAAGUGUUUGAGACCAAGUUCCCCCUGCACAAGGGGGAGGCAGAGCUGGAGAAGACGUGGGCCCAGUGGAGGAAAAUGGGCCACAAGCAGCCCAUCGACCAGAUCAGGGACUACUUCGGUGAGAAGGUGGCGCUCUACUUCGCCUGGCUCGGCUGGUACACCUACAUGCUGGUGCCCGCAGCCCUGGUGGGCCUCGGCAUCUUUCUGAUCGGGUUCCCUCUGUUCGAGUCCAGCCAGAUCAGCAAGGAGAUCUGUGAGGCCCACACCAUCCUUCUGUGUCCCCUCGGCGACCACGGCCGCAGGUUCCAGCGGCUCUCGGACACCUGCACCUUUGCCAAGCUCACACACCUCUUCGACAACGACUGGACUGUGCUGUUUGCCAUCUUCAUGGCUCUGUGGGCCACCGUGUUCCUGGAGCUCUGGAAGCGGAAGCGAGCCCGCGUGGUGCUGCACUGGGACCUGUACGGGUGGGACGAGGACCAGGAGGAAAUGGCGCUCCAGCUCAUCAACUGCCCCGACUACAAGCUCCAGCUGCACCGCCACUCCUACCUGCGCAGCGGCAUCAUCCUCGCCCUGUCUCUGCUCAUGAUCUGCUUCCUGAUCGGCAUGGCCCACGCCCUGGUGGUCUACCGCGUGCUGGCCGCUGCCCUCUUCAGCAGCUCGGCCUUGCCUUUCCUGGAGGAGCAGGUGACCACGGCCAUGGUGGUGACCGGGGCCGUGGUGCACUAUGUGACCAUCGUCAUCAUGACCAAGGUCAACAAAUGGGUGGCCCUGAAGCUUUGUGACUUUGAGAAGCCCAGGACCUUCUCGGAGCGGGAGAGGAAGUUCACGGUCUGGUUCUUCACCCUGCAGUUCUUUGCACACUUCUCCUCCCUCAUAUACAUCGCCUUCAUCUUGGGCAGGAUCAACGGCCACCCCGGGAAGUCCACGCGCCUGGCGGGGCUGUGGAAGCUGGAGGAGUGCCACCUCAGCGGCUGCAUGACGGACCUGUUCCUGCAGAUGGCCAUCAUCAUGGGGCUCAAGCAGACGCUCAGCAACUGCGUGGAGUACCUGAGCCCGUGGCUGGCCCACCGCUGCCGCUCCAGGUCCGCCUUGGCGCCCCGGGACCCCGAGCUCAGCGACUGGCAGCGCAACUACCGCCUGAACCCGGUCAAUCCCUUCAGCCUGUUCGACGAGUUCAUGGAGAUGAUGAUCCAGUACGGCUUCACCACCAUCUUCGUGGCCGCCUUCCCGCUGGCCCCGCUGCUGGCGCUGUUCAGCAACCUCGUGGAGAUCCGCCUAGACGCCAUCAAGAUGGUGCGGCUGCAGCGGCGGCUGGUGCCCCGCAAGGCCAAGGACAUCGGGACCUGGCUGCAGGUUCUGGAGACCAUCGGUGUGCUAGCAGUCAUCGCCAACGGGAUGGUCAUUGCUUUCACGUCUGAGUUCAUCCCGCGAGUGGUCUACAAGUACCGCUAUGGCCCAUGCCGACAGGGGGCUCACCCUGCCGUUGACUGCCUCACAGGCUACGUCAACCACAGCCUGUCCAUCUUCUACACCAAGGACUUCCAGGAUCCCGUUGGGAUAGAGGGCUUGGAAAACGUGACUGAGUGCAGGUACAGGGACUACCGCAAUGCCCAUGACUACAACUUCUCGGAGCAGUUCUGGUUCCUCCUGGCUAUCCGCCUGGCCUUUGUCAUCCUCUUCGAGCACGUGGCCUUGUGCAGCAAGCUCAUUGCCGCCUGGUUCAUGCCCGACGUCCCUCAGUUGGUGAAGAACAAGGUUCUGGAGGAGAAGUACCGGAGACUCAGGGAGAAGAUGUGGAAAAGCUGGACGGGGGCUGGCCCGGCCUCCUCCUCCCGCACCAGCAUCAGGAGCACAGAAGUGUAGGGGUCCAGGCGCGUGAGCCACUGGGAGCUGAGACUAGAGUCGCUGCAGCCUCCCAUCCCUGCCCAACGCUGAGUGCGUGUGUUGAGGGGUGUCGCAGGAAGGCCCUUGUGUCUGAGGGGCCACUGGAGGUCCGUAUGUGUUCGGGGCCUCUGCACAGCGGGCCUGUUCCUUCUGAGGGCUCCUGGGGGCCCAGCACCCACAGAACUGACGGGGCUUCCCAUGCCAUCACAGUGCAGAAAAGCGGGCCCCAGUUUCCUGGGCCUCCCUCUGACUUCUGAGCGCCAGGCCCUGCCCCGCCCCCAUGCUGGCUGGGGGAAGGCUGAGCCCACCUCUUUGGCUGUCUCUGCAUAGGCCUGGCUCCCGGCAGCCAGAAUUUUCUGUAAUAAAAUCAAACCUGUUUGUGUUGU
Lemur catta (Ring-tailed lemur) is the source of this 2762-nucleotide messenger RNA. It is a transcript of the gene ANO9, whose product is annotated as anoctamin 9. The coding region runs from base 58 to 2355 and encodes 765 amino acids. Lineage: Eukaryota; Metazoa; Chordata; Mammalia; Primates; Lemuridae. Gene Ontology annotation, cellular component: plasma membrane. The record is from RefSeq and is a predicted model, not a curated record. The transcript is spliced from 23 exons. Gene Ontology annotation, molecular function: chloride channel activity. Gene Ontology annotation, biological process: chloride transmembrane transport.